AUGAAGGAUGAAAGGAUAGUGAAUGAAACCACACCUGCUACGAAUAUACAAGACACUGCAGAAGAAGAGACCAGCACCAUGGCCGCCUUCCAGCUGCUCUUCCCGCUCUUGGUCAGCUGCGUGGCGGCAUCCGCACAUCCUCCCCACCACCUCCCUGUAUGCCAAGUUGUCCAGAUGGAUGUGUUUUGCAGUGAUCUGAGCCUCAGAAGUGCCCCAGUCAACCUUCCUCCUGGCGUCCAAAUGCUGGACCUCUCUUGUAACCAGGUGCAGAAUCUCACCCAGGAAACUCUAGCGUACCACACCGGCUUCCAUCAUCUGAAUCUUCACUCUAACAAGAUCCACUUCAUCCAGCCGGGGCUCUUCAAAGACAUGACUGAUCUAAGAGUCCUGGAUCUGUCCAGGAAUCAGCUGAAUGUUUUUGCUUUCUCCAAAAUCAACAUUGGGCCUCUUACAGCUGUAGAGUCACUUGAUCUUUCAAGCAACGGGCUGUACACGGGGAUGUCAGACUAUUUCCUGGCUGAUUCUCCAUCGCUAGCAAACCUUUCUCUGAACAGCAACAGCAUCACCAAAAUAGCACAAAAUACCUUCAGUGGAUCCUCAUCAUUGAGGAAAAUCAACCUCCACAAUAAUGUCAUCAUGGAGAUUGAAGAUGGAGCUUUUGACUCCUUGGAUAGUCUGACUGAACUCGAUUUGUCCAAGAACUCGAUCACGUGCAUCACAAACUUCAAUCUCUGUAACCUAAAAGUGCUUAAUCUCAGUAAGAACAGCAUGGAGCUUUUCCAAAGCACAACAUCAACAGAUUGUUAUAAACUCCUCUCUCUUGAUCUAAGUGAAAACAAAAUGCCUUACUUCCCCCUUCUCCCUAGAAACAACAUGCUUGAAUACCUGGACGUUUCACGAAACCAACUUCAAAGCAUCAAUGUCACAGGAAGUCCUGAAAAAAAGGCAAAAGUUUAUUUUUAUCACCUGAAAUAUUUGGACAUGAGUUACAACCAACUCAAAAGCCUACCAGAGUCCUUUUUUGACUGUAUGGGAUUACUCGAGGUCCUGAAUGUGAGUAAUAACUGUAUCAGCUCGUUCUCUAUCACCAGCCAAAGCCUUCUACAGACAGUGAAGAUUAUCAAUCUCAGUUUUAAUUCGCUACAGAGUCUGACAUUUGGGGAAAACACUCUGCAAUCGCUGGAAAAGCUCUUUUUACAUGGAAAUGACCUCACCACCCUGGACAAUCAAAUAUUUCAAAGACUUCCAAGCAUCAAACACCUGCAGCUCCAGCAGAAUAACCUGAUAAUCUGUUCCCUGGACCAAAACCACCAGGAACCUCCAGGUUGUGUCUCAUUUUCUUCAAUACCAAACUUGCAGUUCCUGUACCUGUCUGAAAACAAUCUGAGGAGUCUGCCUGCGAACGUGUUUGCCAACAGCCCUCUGAAGUUGCUGGACUUGUCCCUGAACCCGGGCUUAGACAUGGACAAAGACUCCCUCUCUGGUCUGGAGCAUUCCCUGGUCCACCUCCUCUUGAGGGAAAACAAUAUUUCCAGUCUAAACACAGACCUGUCGUCGCUGAGGAGUCUCAAACACAUAGACCUGUCCACCAACCAGUUGACCGCUCUACCUAUGUGGAACAAAGACUCCUCCAUAGAGUCACUAAACCUGCAGCACAACAACCUUGUCACCCUGGAGUACAGCACCAUGCUCGCUCUGGAGCACUCACUAAAAACCCUCUACAUGGGCUCCAACCCUCUGAGCUGCUGCAGCAACCUUGACUUCCUCCACAUGGUCCAGCACUCGGCCGUGGUCGUUCCCGACAUCGAGACCGUGACCUGCAUUCACGAGGAGUAUUCAGAACCGGUCAACAUCGAGAAGGUGACCCAGGAAAUGUGUCAUAGAUCAGGUGGCCAGAACUAUAUUAUUGCAAUUGUAGUGAUAGUGUUAGUUGUGAUGAUUGUGCUGGGGCUGCUGGUUAAAUGUUGCCACUUGAGGAAACGAAAGCACAGCCGAAGCUUUAGCGCUUAAUGUAAAGCCAUGAAGGAAUUUAUGUUUGAGACUUGGUUGGUGGUUCUAACCAGAAACAGUAGAAAAACAUGAAUGUAGUGUCUGUGAUGUCACCCAAAGUCUUUUGAAGGAACAAUUUAAAGCCUUGAGUUGGGUUUACUACUAUCAUCUUUGCCACUAGUGUGAAUAAAUGUAAAUUUGAGAUGGGACACGCAAGAAGCAACCACAAUGGCUGGCUGAGUGAGCUGUCAAUAAAAAAAAUACAUGCCAUAAUAUUUCCUAAAUGAAGACAAUACAAUAGACAACCUGUUGAAACCAGAAGUUCCUGUGGAAAAUAUUUCAAAAGAAAAGUUUGGACUUUUUAGACAAACAUUCCAAACGUUUCUUGCAGUUAGCAUCUAGUGGUCAUUUCAGGAACUGCAUUUUUAUGUCUAAAGCAGGAGUGUUUCCUGUUUGUUUGGUUUAUUGAAUGUAAAAGGAUAAAUCCACACUAAAACACUUCAACACUGUAGACCAUGCCGUAAAAAAACUAAAGCAAUAGUUUUGCUUCCUUUCAGAGAGUUAGAUGAGAAGAUUGAUAUAACUCUCAUGUCUGUACACUGAAUUUGAAGGCAGACUGCAGCUGGUUAGCUUAGCUUAGCAAUAAACUUUGAAAACAGGGGGGAACAGUUAGCUUAGUUCAGUCUAAAGGUAACAAAAUAUGCCUACCAACACCUCUAAGCUCACUACUUAACAAGUUAUAUCUUCUUUGUUUAAUUUGUACGCAGUAACUGCAGGAAGUACUGUGGUCUUGCACAUAUAACCCCUCUGUAAAACCCCACUGUGUUGUUUUUGCAUUAAAUGAAUGAGAUAUAACGUGUUAAUAAGUGAGUUUGAGAGGUUUUGUUACGCGGAGCUAAGCUAGCCCUUUUCCCUGUUUCCAGUCUUUAUGCUAAGCUAAGCUAACUGACUGCUGGCUAUAGCUUCAUAUUUAGCGGACCAUCAAACUUUCAGCAUGAAAGCAUAUUUCCCAAAAUGUUGAACUAUUCCUUCAAGGGUUGAAUGAGACAGAGAAAGAUAAAUCCGAUUUAUGGAGAGUGUCGACACUGGAACAAAGUCAGAUGUCUUUAUUCAGUGACGUUCAGUGUAAUAGUAUCUGAGAGUGGAAUUUGCCUUUAAGCUAAAAAUAAACACUACAAAAGGUCAUGAAACAAAAUGUUCUAUUCAUGGUAGAUGAAGUAUGAUUAUGAAGUAUAUAUAGGUUGUACAAAAGCAACCCAAGCUGUCCCUUUACCCUUUAUGUAGUUUGCACUUUAAAUGUCGAUUGGUUUGUGUGAUUGUAACUUGUUCUGUGAAUGUUAACACUAAGAAUAACUUUGUUACUAUGAAAACAAAGCUGGACAUUUUAAACAGUAUGUUUUCUGUAUUGAUCCCAGGCCUGUGGUGCUCCCCCUGGACACAAUAUCUAUUACAUGACAUGAAAAUACCUUUAAGGGAUGAAGAUAAAAGCUGGACUAAGCACUGAAAUUAUUGACUGUGAUACUCUGGUAUAGAAGUAUAAUAUAAAUGUUGUAUAUUUUUAGAUAAAUAAAUGAAUAUGAAAUCCAGCGCUGUAUUGUGGGCUACACUGGGAUCCACAGUUUCAUACAAUUUUAAUGUGCUUGAUUCUAAAAUUAUUAUUAUUACUGACUAUAAUAUAUAAGUCAAACUGAUUUGUAACAUUUCUUAUCCUGUGAUGUUAUUUUGUAACGUAAUGUAAGCAAUAUUUUGUACCAAAUGAAGGCCAUUUUCUACACUUAAACGCUGUGUGAAACAUUAUUUGUGUAAUAAAAACAUGUAAACCUCUGAACGUAGUAUUCACACCAGCCCAUUUUAAGUUUAUUUUCUCCUCAUUAUUCAGCUAACACCAUAAAAUGAUAUUUCCCUCUGUACAUAUUUAUAAUUGUCUGGUUUCCUGUAGUUUAGACACACAACAUUUCACUUAAUGUGAAGCUGGUACCGCUGAGAUUUCUUGCAGAGAGUUAGACAAGAAGAUUGAUACCACUCUUUUCUAAACAUGAGAGUGGCGUCAAUCUUCUCAACUAACUCUCUGUUAGAAAGACAAUAAACAUAUUUCCCAAAAUGUUGCACAUUGUGAGUGCAUGAUGAUUAUUAUCACAAUAUAAUAAAAACAGUGUGCAAAGCAAA
Sander lucioperca (pikeperch) is the source of this 4155-nucleotide messenger RNA. It is a transcript of the gene lrrc32, whose product is annotated as leucine rich repeat containing 32. The record is from RefSeq and is a predicted model, not a curated record. Gene Ontology annotation, cellular component: plasma membrane. Gene Ontology annotation, molecular function: protein binding. Lineage: Eukaryota; Metazoa; Chordata; Actinopteri; Perciformes; Percidae.